UCCAGAUCUCGGGGCUUUCAGUGGGAAAACCAGAGGUGGCGUUUCUGUGCGUGAAGGCCAAGGGGUGGUCCUCAUGUGUACCCCUCCUCCUCAUUCACCAGAGAUCAUGUACAGCUGGGUGUUUAAUGAGUUCCCCUCGUUUGUUGCUGAGGACAGUCGGCGCUUCAUCUCCCAGGACACGGGAAACCUGUACAUCUCCAAGGUGCAACCCUCUGAUGUGGGAAGUUACAUCUGUCUGGUGAAGAACACGGUGACGAAUGCCAGGGUUCUGAGCCCUCCAACGCCUCUAACUCUGAAAACCGACGGUGAGGCACUCUCACGCACCAUGGGCCCUGAUUUGUAUAAAUGCCCUAGGCGGACAAAUCUAAUGGAUUGUAUUGGAUAA
This is a messenger RNA of Notothenia coriiceps (black rockcod), 385 nucleotides long. RefSeq names its product contactin-5-like. The coding region runs from base 74 to 385 and encodes 103 amino acids. The record is from RefSeq and is a predicted model, not a curated record. The transcript has 2 exons. NCBI's taxonomy places the organism in Eukaryota, Metazoa, Chordata, Actinopteri, Perciformes, Nototheniidae.